GGCUGUCGGGGUCGCUGGCGGGGGGCCGCCCGCCCACAGAUGUGCGGGAGGCGGGGCCUGGUGGGCCUCACCUUCUGCACCUGCUACCUGGCGUCCCACCUCACGAACAAGUAUGUCCUGUCUGUCUUGAGAUUUACCUGCCCUACAUUGUUCCAAGGGUGGCAGACGUUAGUUGGUGGACUUUUGCUUCAUGUGUCAUGGAGACUGGGCUGGGUGGAGAUCAACAGCAGUUCCAGAUAUGAUGUCUUGGCGUGGCUUCCUGCUUCGGUGCUGUUUGUGGGCACAAUAUACGCUGGUUCCAGAGCAUUGUCCAGACUGGCCGUUCCUGUGUUUCUCACUUUGCACAAUGCAGCUGAAGUCAUCGUCUGUGGGCACCGGAUAUGUUUUCGGAAAGAGAAAACACCUCCUGCCAAGAUCUGUAGCGCCCUCCUGCUCCUGGCCGCUGCGGGGAGCCUCCCCUUCAAUGACGCCCAGUUUGAUCCGGAUGGGUACUUCUGGGCUGUGAUUCACUUACUCUGUGUAGGGACAAACAAGAACAAACUCACCACCGCACGGUUCUGCUUGCUCAGGUCCUCCGUGGGAGGCUGGUCGGUCUCUAAACACGGUGGGAAGAGACCCAGAAGUCUGUGCCAAAGACACUCCAUCAAUAUACAAAAAAAGGAACUGGGGGCCUAUAAGGUCCUCCAGAAGUCCCCGAAACCCAGUGCGCUGAGUGACAUCGACCAGCAGUACUUAAACUAUAUAUUCAGCGUGGCGCUCCUGGCCUCCGCAGCUCAUCCCACAGGUGACCUCCUCCGCGCCCAGGACUUCCCCUUCUUGUAUUUCUACAGAUUCCACGGCAGCUGCUGCGCCAGUGGGCUUGUGGGCUUCCUCCUCACGCUCAGCGCCCUGAAGCUGAAGAGCCUGGUGGCCCCUGGGCAGUGUGCGGCCUGGCUGUUCGUGGCUCAGGUGGCCACAGCUGGCUCCUCGGUGCUGCUGUUCGAGGGGGUCCUGACCAGGGCGGCCGUGGGCUGCCUCCUGCUCGGCGGACUGGGAGAGGCCUUGCUGGUGUUCGCAGAGAGGAGGGGCGCCCCGAGAUGACGCGGUGACGACGGCGUGUGAGCUCCAGCGAGGGUGAGGGAGCCGAGCACGGAGCCGAGCACGGCAGGACCGCUUCCCCUGCGCCAGGAGCUCGCGGGUCUCUGGCCGCAGAGAACGGACCGGGUGCCUUUUCCUCGAGGGGCUCGCCGCGCCCCCGGGUGUGCCGACGCCUGGGACGCCCCGUGGAGGCGCCGCUCACCUGCCUGCAUGCGGCCUGCUGGAGCCCACACAGACGCCGCUCUCCCUGCUCACGCUCCGGGGGCCGCCCCGGCAUCUCGUGGCAUUUUGGGGUUUGUUUUGUGUGUUUACAUCUUCGGAGCCUCCUGGGACAUCCCUUCCUCUCCCACCCACUCACGGGGAUCCCUCCCGAGGGCGUCCACGGGGCGAGCGGACGCCAUCGGCCCAGAGCGGGCGCCGAAGCCUCGAUGUGGUCACAUGUUCCUUCUGUGGGUUGUCAUCCCGCUCACCAUGCAGUUAACCUGAGGCGAAAGGGUCGCCACAGAAGAGGUGGGUUCGCCCUGAGGUGUCCUCCGGCCAGGGAAGAGGAAACACGUCUCACAUGGACGCACACACCUUUUAUGUUCACGUUCCUUAAGCUCUGAGGCCAUUCCUUCCCCGUGUCUGAGGAGGUUUCAGUCACUGAACAAAAGUGUAUUUUUCAGGCCAAUUAAAGGUUGGAUUAAAGCUCUAAACUGUGCCUCAA
Messenger RNA from Eptesicus fuscus (big brown bat), 1783 nucleotides. It is a transcript of the gene SLC35D4, whose product is annotated as transmembrane protein 241. The transcript is spliced from 16 exons. The coding region runs from base 40 to 1080 and encodes 346 amino acids. Gene Ontology annotation, molecular function: antiporter activity. Gene Ontology annotation, cellular component: Golgi apparatus. The record is from RefSeq and is a predicted model, not a curated record. NCBI's taxonomy places the organism in Eukaryota, Metazoa, Chordata, Mammalia, Chiroptera, Vespertilionidae.